Messenger RNA from Phragmites australis (common reed), 1494 nucleotides. Its product is annotated as zinc finger protein HD1-like. The coding region runs from base 172 to 1350 and encodes 392 amino acids. Gene Ontology annotation, molecular function: zinc ion binding; protein binding. The record is from RefSeq and is a predicted model, not a curated record. Gene Ontology annotation, cellular component: nucleus. The transcript is spliced from 2 exons. Gene Ontology annotation, biological process: regulation of flower development; regulation of photoperiodism, flowering. NCBI's taxonomy places the organism in Eukaryota, Viridiplantae, Streptophyta, Magnoliopsida, Poales, Poaceae.
ACUUCCCCCCAUACUCAUACAGGCACUGCAAGAGAACAUAAGAGCCAUGAGAGGUAGAGGAACAGGAGAAGACAUAUACACCCACAUAUAGGGGAACAGUAUACUACGUACCCUACUACCUUCUUCUCUAGGACUCUCUUAUGGUCUACAAGUUACAAAGUCUCUACGUUCAUGAAUUAUAAUUUCAGCGGCAACGUUUUCGAGCAGGAGGUUGGAGGAGGAGGAGAAGAAAGAAGCUGUCCAUGGGCCAGACCAUGCGACGGGUGUCAUGCGGCGCCGAGCGUGGUGUACUGCCGCGCCGACGCCGCCUACCUGUGCGCGUCCUGUGACACGCGGGUGCACACCGCGAACCGCGUGGCCUCGCGCCAUGAGCGCGUGCGCGUCUGCGAGGCCUGCGAGCGCAUGCCCGCGGUGCUGGCAUGCCGCGCUGACGCGGCAGCGCUGUGCGCCACCUGCGACGCACAGGUGCACUCUGCAAACCCGCUCGCCGGGAGGCACCAACGCGUGCCCAUGCUUCCGCUCCCCGCCGCAGCCAUUCCGGCUGCUUCUGUGCUUGCUGAAGCAACAGCUGCCACCACCGCCCUCGGGGAAAAGGAAGAGGAUGUGGACUCCUGGCUGCUGCUCAGCAAGGAUUCCGACAAUAACAAUUGCAGUAGCAACAACAACAACAAUAACAACAUCAGCAGCAACAACAAUAUGUUCUUUGCUGAGGUGGAUGAAUACUUUGAUCUUGUCGGGUACAAUUCGUACUGUGACAACCACAUAAAAAACCCAGAGCAGUACGGAAUGCAAGAGCAGCAGGAGCAAGAGCAGCAGGAGCAGCUUAUGCAAAAAGAAUUUGGAGAGAAGGAGGGAAGCGAGUGCGUGGUACCUUCACAAGUUUCGAUGGCGAACGAGCAGCAGCAGAGUUGCUAUGGAGUUGUAGGGGCAGAGCAGGCUGCUUCCAUGACUGCCGGGGUCAGUGCUUACACCGAUUCCAUCAGCAACAGCAUAUCUUUCUCAUCAAUGGAGGUGGGUAUAGUACCAGACAACAUGGCAACAGACAUGACAAACCCCAGCAUCCUGACACCUGCUGGAGCCAUCAAUCUGUUCUCAGGCUCUUCACUUCAGAUGCCACUUCACUUCAGCACCAUGGACCGAGAGACCAGGGUCCUCAGGUACAGGGCGAAGAAGAAGAAUAGAAAAUUUGAGAAGACCAUAAGAUAUGCGACAAGGAAGACAUAUGCAGAAGCACGGCCAAGGAUCAAGGGCCGCUUCGCCAAAAGAUCAGAUAUGGAAGUCGAAGUGGACCAGAUGUUUUCAACUGCAGCUCUAUCUGAUGGUAGCUACGGUACUGUUCCAUGGUUCUGAAGGAACAUGAUGAGACGUUAGCUUUUAGGCAUAUGUAUUUACCAGAGUGAUAAGGUCCAGUGGAAGUAGUUCUAGGAAAUCGAUGCUUUGAAUAAUAUUGUAUCGUUUAAAACUUAAUUGAUCAAGUAUCUUAGCAUUUAACUU